UGUCGCGAGACGCUCGUCUUCCAGUUCUGCUUGCUGAGUAAGUAGGAAGUUGGAGCUAACGUCUUGCGGGCCACCGGAGGAAGAUGGCGGUGGAGUCGCGCGUCACCCAGGAGGAAAUUAAGAAAGAACCAGAGAAGCCAAUCGACCGGGAGAAGACGUGCCCUCUGCUGCUCCGCGUCUUCACCACCAACAACGGUCGCCACCACCGCAUGGAUGAGUUCUCUCGCGGGAACGUGCCUUCUAGCGAGUUGCAGAUCUACACCUGGAUGGAUGCCACCUUGAAAGAGCUGACUAGUUUAGUAAAAGAAGUCUACCCAGAAGCCAGGAAGAAGGGCACACACUUCAAUUUUGCGAUUGUUUUUACGGAUAUUAAAAGACCUGGCUAUCGAGUAAAGGAGAUUGGCAGCACCAUGUCUGGGAGAAAGGGGACUGAUGAUUCCAUGACCCUGCAGUCGCAGAAAUUUCAGAUAGGAGAUUAUCUGGACAUAGCAAUCACCCCUCCGAAUCGGGCACCACCUCCUUCAGGCCGUAUGAGGCCAUAUUAAAUUUUGUUGACUAUUUCUUUACUUUUCACUCAUUUAUGUAAAAUAAAUUUAUGCUUUCCUUCCCUUCAUUAUUGCCAUUAAGCCUUUAAGCUCUGAACAAAUUUUAAUGCAUUUAUUUAGAAGUUAGGUUUGGCUGUGCUAUGGUAUGAAUUUUAACAGAUAGCCCACAUUUCAAGUCCUAUAAAAUAAGAAGUGCUCUUAGCAUUCUGUGUAAAACUGUUGUUAAAUAUACGUGUGCAAUCAA
This is a messenger RNA of Phyllostomus hastatus (greater spear-nosed bat), 789 nucleotides long. It is a transcript of the gene SAP18, whose product is annotated as Sin3A associated protein 18. The coding region runs from base 84 to 545 and encodes 153 amino acids. Gene Ontology annotation, molecular function: transcription corepressor activity; transcription factor binding. Gene Ontology annotation, cellular component: nucleus. The record is from RefSeq and is a predicted model, not a curated record. The transcript is spliced from 4 exons. NCBI's taxonomy places the organism in Eukaryota, Metazoa, Chordata, Mammalia, Chiroptera, Phyllostomidae. Gene Ontology annotation, biological process: negative regulation of DNA-templated transcription.